AUGUCUCUCUUCGAUCAUGCUACCGAAAUCGACCAGCUUCGGCGACGGACUGUCGGUUUUCAACACAAAAUUCUUUACGAUGUGUUCAUCGUUUUCAUUGACGAAGGCGCUGGCCUCGAUACUAUGUACAGUUCUAUCAUCCUCCAAACAGCCCACCGGGUCGACUCCGCGGCCGGGAAGCUUAUGAGCUCCUUCGAACUUGAUCCAUCAUCGUACAAUGCCGCAAAAGAGGGCGAUUCUGCUGUCACUGGAAUCCUAACAAGAGCCCGGGAUCAUCCGAACUUUGAGGAGAGAGUCUGGUGA
Messenger RNA from Cladophialophora immunda, 303 nucleotides. RefSeq lists its product as uncharacterized. Lineage: Eukaryota; Fungi; Ascomycota; Eurotiomycetes; Chaetothyriales; Herpotrichiellaceae. The coding region runs from base 1 to 303 and encodes 100 amino acids. The record is from RefSeq and is a predicted model, not a curated record. The transcript has a single exon.